AUGGCCGCGGUCCCCGAUGCGGGUCGAGCGCGUCGAAGACUUGGUCACUUGGGAGGAGCUGAGGUCCAAGGAAUUGAGGCACCUGGGAGAGACCCUGGGUGCAAGAGACACCAGUCAAGGGGUUUCGGAGGCCUAGCGUGGACGCGAGAUGAAAGAAAGCGAUGGAGAAAGAAAGCGAGACAGAAAUACCUGAUGGACGGAUGGGUUCGUUUGUGGUGGGAAGAUGCAGGAGAGGAAGUUUCCGUGGAGUCCAAGAAAGAGAAUGCGCGGCUGGGCCUAGGCGAGAUGCAGGGAGGAGAGGGCGAGGGGGUCAGAGGAAGUGGGAGGAAAAAGGAAAAUUGA
This is a messenger RNA of Penicillium canescens, 342 nucleotides long. RefSeq lists its product as uncharacterized. Lineage: Eukaryota; Fungi; Ascomycota; Eurotiomycetes; Eurotiales; Aspergillaceae. The transcript has 2 exons. Bases 1 to 342 code for a protein of 113 amino acids. The record is from RefSeq and is a predicted model, not a curated record.